This is a messenger RNA of Diorhabda sublineata, 2704 nucleotides long. It is a transcript of the gene ClC-b, whose product is annotated as H(+)/Cl(-) exchange transporter 7. Gene Ontology annotation, cellular component: intracellular membrane-bounded organelle; lysosomal membrane. Gene Ontology annotation, biological process: chloride transport; transmembrane transport. The transcript has 14 exons. Bases 171 to 2564 code for a protein of 797 amino acids. The record is from RefSeq and is a predicted model, not a curated record. Gene Ontology annotation, molecular function: voltage-gated chloride channel activity. NCBI's taxonomy places the organism in Eukaryota, Metazoa, Arthropoda, Insecta, Coleoptera, Chrysomelidae.
AUGAUUCAUUUGUUGAUUUUCAUUAUAAACAUAGUUAAUCUUCGUCUAUUCGAAUUAGAAGUAGUUAUGUGCACACAGUCUAUAUUUGAAAUAAAUAGAUAGUGUAUAAAAUGUAUAAUCGAACAAAUAUUCUGUAAAUAUUUAGAUCAUAGUGAAAAUUAAUAUUUUAUAUGAUGAAUAACACAAAUGAAGAGAGCACUUCUACUAGUAAUCUAAUAGCUGAUUUCGAAGAAAUGCCACCCACCAAAGCAACAAUAUUUAGGAACGUAGUAUCAAUAAAUAACACAGAUAGUGACGAGGACAUUAGAACUCAAAUUGUGGAUUCAGAAGAUGCUAAUACAUUGUCAUCAGUAAGACGGAGGGUAGAGAUAAGCAAAGAAAAAGUACAAACUGGGUCACUUAAUGUAUUAUCAGCUAAAUAUGAAAGUUUAGAUUACGAUACUUGCGAAAACUAUUUAUUAUUAGACGAAGAAAGAAAAAAGGGUUACAAAUUUAUAGUACAAAAAAGUAUAUCGAGAUGGUUGGUCUUCUUAUUAAUAGGCAUGAUCACAGCUUUAAUAGCGUGUGUUAUAGAUAUAUCCAUAGAAGAAUUAUCAACCAUUAAGUAUGCAUCACUUAGUAAACAUGUCGAUAGAUAUGUCACACAAGGCAAAUUGUAUGUACCUUAUGGUUUAUGGAUUUUAUACAAUGUGAUACCAGUUUUGAUUGGUUCGAUACUAGUCGCAUAUGGUGAACCAAUAGCUGCUGGUAGUGGUAUACCUCAAGUGAAAUGUUACCUCAAUGGUGUAAUGGUACCUAGAGUUGUAAGGAUAAAAACUUUAAUGGUUAAGAGUAUAGGAGUUAUUUGUUCGGUUGUUGGAGGCUUAGCAGGAGGAAAGGAAGGUCCUAUGAUUCAUUCAGGGGCCGUAGUUGCUGCUGGUAUUUCUCAAGGCAAAAGUAGCACAUUCAAAAAAGAUUUUAAUAUUUUUAAAUAUUUUCGAGAAGAUCAUGAAAAAAGAGAUUUUGUAUCAGGCGGUGCAGCUGCCGGUGUAUCGGCAGCUUUCGGCGCCCCAGUCGGUGGUGUAUUAUUCAGUUUAGAAGAAGGCACCAGUUUUUGGAAUCAAAGUUUAACUUGGCGAACAUUUUUUGCUUCCGUAGUUUCAACAUUCACCCUCAACGUUGUACUUUCCGCUUACCACGGUGUUCCUGGUAAUUUAAGUUACCCGGGUUUGUUGAAUUUGGGUAAAUUCGAUGGUUUCAGUUAUGAAUUCUUCGAAUUGCCCAUUUUUCUUGUUAUGGGUGCUUUCGGUGGAUUAUGCGGAGCCCUGUGGAAUCAUAUUAAUUACAAGAUAACAGUAUUUAGAAUGAGGUAUGUUCGCCCCAGGUGGUUGAAAGUUGUUGAAGCGUGCAUUGUGGCCGCAGUUACCGCUACUGCAGGGUUUUUGAUGAUGUUCAUUAUAAACGACUGCAAACCUUUGGGGUUAGAUCCAACGAAAUAUCCAACUCAGUUGUAUUGUGCCGAUGGAGAAUACAACGUAUUAGCCAGUAUUUGGUUUCAAACUCCUGAAGCGUCGGUUAGAUCGUUGUUUCACGAUCCUCCGAAUACUCAUAACGCUUUAGCGUUAGCGUCAUUCGUCGUCGUCUACUUUUUUUUAGCCGUUUGGACGUUCGGUUUGUCGACGUCAAACGGUUUGUUCAUACCGACAUUAUUGACUGGAGCAGCCUGGGGUAGAUUAGUCUCCAUUGGGAUUUAUAGCAUUUUCCCAAAUUCGGUUAUCGUGUCGGGAAAAUAUGCUUUGAUAGGAGCCGCCGCGCAAUUAGGUGGAGUAGUUCGAAUGACAAUUAGUUUAACUGUGAUAAUAAUCGAAACUACAGGUAAUGUAACGUUCGCCUUACCACUUAUAAUAACGUUGAUAGCAGCUAAAUGGACUGGGGAUUUCUUCAACGAGGGUAUUUACGACACGCUAAUCCAGUUAUGGGGCAUCCCAUUACUUCCAUGGGAACCUCCACCAUUAGUCCAUAAUAUAUAUGCUAGUGAAGUUAUGUCACAUCCAGUGGUUACAUUAAAAUGUGUAGAGAAUGUUGGGCAUAUUGUGGAAUUAUUAAAAUUGACAUCUUAUAAUGGAUAUCCGGUGGUAGAUCCACCCUUAACAGAUCAAAGCGAAGUCACUACUUACGGUCGCAUUAGAGGCCUGAUUUUGAGAUCACAACUUGUUGUAAUACUGCAAAAGAAAAUUUUUAAUGAGACCGCAGAUGAUUGGGACAGUAUUAGUGCUUCAAUUUUCAGAGAUGCUUACCCUAGAUAUCCAACGAUAAAGGACUUGGUUAUAAGCGACAUAGAAAAAACUUAUUAUAUAGAUCUGCGGCCUUUUAUGAAUCCAUCUCCUUAUACAGUACUGCACUCAUCAUCAUUACCUAGAAUGUUCAAAAUAUUCAGAGGACUUGGUCUACGUCAUUUACCAAUCGUUAAUGACUCGAACGAGGUUGUUGGUAUGGUAACGAGAAAAGAUUUGGCGCGAUACAGAGUAUGGCGGCACCGAGGCCACAUGGGCGUAGAGGAAUUAUUAAUUUCCAAAGAAAUAUAGUGAUGGAAAUCAAAUCAUUUUUAUUUAUUAGAUAUUUGUUAUUGAAAAACUAAUUGUUUAUUCGAGAUUUUGUAUGUAUUGAAGUAUUUUUAUAUUUUAUCUAACAAAUAGACAAUAAAGAUUAGCAAUAGUUUAAAAUA